AUGGCGACCCCAUUCCUUAUCUCCUACGACCCCUCCUCCCCCACCUCCGGCUCCGGACUCUCGCUCAAGCAAAUCGCCUACUUCGGUCGUGUACUGGUCAAGGUCUCGACUCUCGCCCAAGCUAAAGAAUUCUUGCGCCAGAACUUCCGCGCCCUUGAUGUCUUCGUUAACGCAACCGAGAUUUCCUCCUCCGGCGAUCUCGUCGAUAUCCUCAAUGCCGGUGCCGCCAAGAUCUUGAUCACCUUGGAUCAAUUGACCGCCCUCUCCGAAGAACAAUCGGUGCCCUCAUCCCGUUUGCUCGUCAAUGCCCUCUCGGACUCUCAAUUGGACGCUUUCCAGCAAUGGAUCUCCGUCAAUGCCGAGCGCAGCGAGGCUAGCGUCUGCACUGCACCCGCCUCCGUUUCCGCCGCCGCCGAGAAAUUGAAGAUCAGCUCAGAUUCCCCACGACUCUUCACAACCUUUGGCACCGGGACGGUAUCAGAGGAUGCAAUUACGCAGGUUACACAGCAGGGUGCGAUUGCCAUCAUUCCCUCGCAGGCGUUGACCGUUGAGCGGGAUGUGGCUGGCCAGAUCUCCGCCGCUAAGCUUAUCGCGUCGCGGGCUGUCACCGACCAGGCCAAUGGCUUGUACGCCACUUCCGUUACUGAUGAGCGAGGCGUUUGUCUCGGUUUUGUUUGGAGCAGCGACGAGAGCAUUGUCGAGGCUUUGCGUACUGGCACCGGUGUUUACCAAAGUCGGAAGCGCGGACUGUGGUACAAGGGCCAGUCCAGCGGUGAUACGCAGGAGCUGAUUCGCAUUGGCUUUGAUUGUGAUGCCGACUGCUUGGUCUUUGUUGUCAAGCAAACUGGACGUGGCUUCUGCCACCUCGGUACUGAGACCUGCUUCGGCGCAUCUACCGGUCUGUCUCAUCUCCAGAAGACCUUGGACGCCCGCAAGGCGGAUGCCCCAGCUGGCUCAUACACUGCGCGUCUCUUCAAUGAACCCAAGCUUAUUGAUGCUAAGAUCAUGGAGGAGGCUGAUGAAUUGUGCCGUGCGGAAACCAAAGAGGAGAUUGCUUUCGAGGCCGCAGAUCUGCUUUACUUUGCCCUGACUAAGUGCACUGCUGCUGGUGUCAGUUUGGCUGAUAUCGAGCGGAACCUUGACCUUAAGAGCUUGAAGGUCAAGCGGAGAAAGGGUGACGCGAAGGGACCCUGGGCUGAGAAGGCUGGGCUGGCCAAGCCCGAGUCUAAGCCUGCCCCUGCUCCUGUCUCAGCACCCGCUCCGGUUGAGGACCGUACAUCUCGCAUUGAGAUGAAGCGUGUGAUUACCGCAUCUACUACUCCCCAGGUGGUCACGGAUUACCUCAAGCGUCCCUCCCAAAAGUCCAACGAAGCCAUUGUCAACCUCGUGAAGCCAAUCAUCCAGGACGUCCGUGAUGGCGGCGACGCCGCAGUGCUCAAGUACACCCACAAGUUUGAGAAUGCUACCUCGCUCACCUCCCCCGUUAUCCACGCGCCUUUCCCCGCUGAACUCAUGAAGCUCUCCCCCGACGUCCAGGAGGCAAUCGAUAUCAGCAUUGGUAACAUUGACCGUUUCCACUCCGCCCAGAAGGGAAGCAAUGAUACUCUUCAGAUGGAGACCAUGCCUGGUGUGGUCUGCUCUCGUUUCUCGCGCCCUAUUGAGCGCGUUGGUCUGUACAUCCCCGGCGGUACCGCUGUGCUGCCCUCCACUGCCAUGAUGCUUGGUGUUCCCGCCAUGGUGGCAGGCUGCAAAAAGAUUGUUCUAGCCUCUCCUCCCCGCUCAGACGGCAGCAUCUCCCCCGAAAUCGUCUACGUGGCCCACAAGGUCGGUGCUGAGAGCAUUGUCCUGGCCGGUGGCGCCCAGGCCGUCGCUGCCAUGGCCUACGGUACCGAGAGCAUCACCAAGGUCGACAAGAUCCUUGGUCCUGGUAACCAGUUUGUGACCGCCGCGAAGAUGUUCGUGUCCAACGAUACCUCCGCAGGCGUCAGCAUCGACAUGCCCGCCGGUCCCAGUGAAGUCCUCGUUAUUGCCGACAAGACCGCCAACCCGGCCUUUGUCGCAUCCGAUCUUCUCAGCCAGGCCGAACACGGCGUCGACUCGCAGGUUAUCCUCAUCGCCGUCGACCUGAGCGAGACUGAGCUGCGCGCCAUCGAAGACGAAGUUGAUUCCCAGGCCAAGGCUCUGCCCCGCAUGGACAUCGUCCGCGGCUCCCUCGCACACUCCGUCACCUUCGUCGUGCGCGACAUCGACGAGGCCAUGACCCUCAGCAACGACUACGCUCCCGAGCACCUGAUCCUGCAAGUGCAGAACCCCGAGUCUGUGGUCGAUCAGGUUCAGCAUGCCGGUAGUGUCUUCAUCGGACCCUGGACUCCCGAGAGUGUUGGCGAUUACUCUGCCGGAGUCAACCACUCGCUACCUACCUACGGUUACGCCAAGCAGUACUCCGGCGUCAACCUCGGUUCGUUCCUAAAGCACAUCACUAGCUCGAACCUGACCGCGGAUGGCCUGCUCGGUCUCGCCAAGACCGUUGAGACCCUCGCCGCUGUGGAGGGUCUGGAGGCACACAAGCGUGCCGUUAGCAUCCGUGUUGCCCACAUGCAGAAGAACCAGUCAUAG
Molecule: messenger RNA, 2616 nt
Organism: Penicillium bovifimosum
Lineage: Eukaryota; Fungi; Ascomycota; Eurotiomycetes; Eurotiales; Aspergillaceae
Product: histidine biosynthesis protein HIS4
Exons: 3
Coding region: 1-2616 (871 amino acids)
Biological process (GO): L-histidine biosynthetic process
Cellular component (GO): cytoplasm
Molecular function (GO): phosphoribosyl-AMP cyclohydrolase activity; metal ion binding; phosphoribosyl-ATP diphosphatase activity
Source: RefSeq, a predicted model, not a curated record